Molecule: messenger RNA, 3334 nt
Organism: Pteronotus mesoamericanus
Lineage: Eukaryota; Metazoa; Chordata; Mammalia; Chiroptera; Mormoopidae
Product: protein argonaute-3
Exons: 19
Coding region: 302-2884 (860 amino acids)
Biological process (GO): regulatory ncRNA-mediated post-transcriptional gene silencing; regulation of stem cell proliferation
Molecular function (GO): single-stranded RNA binding; RNA endonuclease activity; miRNA binding
Source: RefSeq, a predicted model, not a curated record
CGGGGAGGUCGGCGGCGGAGCCGCAGUCCUGAAGGGGCAGUGUAAGCGCCCGCUGGCGACGCAAGUUCCGCACCGAGCUCACCUCUCCUUCCCUCACGCUUCUUCCUCUCGCCUAGUCGUAUACUGCCGGCGGCUCCUGCUAACUAAAGCUUUCGGAGUGCGGGCGCUGAAAAGAAGCUGUCGCCACCUCGCCUUGCGGCCAAGUGAGAGUGCCUGUCGCACCGCGUCGCCCCCUGCGCCGCCUCCUUGCCCCCAGUCGCGGGCGCCUUUCUCGCUCGAAGCACACCCCCCAGCUCCAUGAAUGGAAAUCGGCUCCGCAGGACCUGUUGGGGCCCAGCCCCUACUCAUGGUGCCCAGAAGACCUGGCUAUGGCACCAUGGGCAAACCCAUUAAAUUGCUGGCUAACUGUUUUCAAGUUGAAAUCCCAAAGAUUGAUGUCUACCUCUAUGAGGUAGAUAUUAAACCAGACAAGUGUCCUAGGAGAGUAAACAGGGAGGUGGUUGACUCAAUGGUUCAGCAUUUUAAAGUAACUAUAUUUGGGGACCGUAGACCAGUUUAUGAUGGAAAAAGAAGCCUUUACACAGCCAAUCCACUUCCUGUGGCAACUACUGGGGUAGAUUUAGAUGUAACUUUACCUGGGGAAGGUGGAAAAGAUCGACCUUUCAAGGUGUCAAUCAAGUUUGUCUCUCGGGUGAGUUGGCACCUACUACAUGAAGUACUGACAGGACGGACCUUGCCUGAGCCACUGGAAUUAGACAAGCCAAUCAGCACUAAUCCUGUCCAUGCCGUUGAUGUGGUGCUACGACAUCUGCCCUCCAUGAAAUAUACACCUGUGGGGCGUUCCUUUUUCUCGGCUCCAGAAGGAUAUGACCACCCUCUGGGAGGGGGCAGGGAAGUUUGGUUUGGAUUCCAUCAAUCUGUUCGGCCUGCCAUGUGGAAAAUGAUGCUUAAUAUUGAUGUUUCUGCCACUGCCUUCUACAAAGCACAACCUGUAAUUCAGUUCAUGUGUGAAGUUCUUGACAUUCAUAAUAUUGAUGAGCAACCAAGAUCUCUGACUGAUUCUCAUCGGGUAAAAUUCACCAAAGAGAUAAAAGGUCUGAAGGUUGAAGUGACUCAUUGUGGAACAAUGAGACGGAAAUACCGUGUUUGUAAUGUAACAAGAAGGCCUGCCAGUCACCAAACCUUCCCUUUACAGUUAGAAAAUGGCCAGACUGUGGAGAGAACAGUAGCACAGUAUUUCAGAGAAAAGUAUACUCUGCAGCUGAAGUACCCACAUCUUCCCUGUCUGCAAGUGGGGCAGGAACAGAAACAUACGUAUCUGCCACUAGAAGUUUGUAAUAUUGUGGCAGGACAACGAUGUAUCAAGAAGCUAACGGACAAUCAGACUUCCACUAUGAUCAAAGCAACAGCACGAUCUGCACCAGAUAGACAAGAUGAAAUUAGCAGAUUGGUAAGAAGUGCAAAUUAUGAAACAGAUCCAUUUGUUCAGGAGUUUCAAUUUAAAGUUCGAGAUGAAAUGGCCCAUGUAACCGGACGCGUACUUCCAGCUCCUAUGCUCCAGUAUGGAGGACGGAAUCGGACAGUAGCAACACCAAGCCAUGGAGUAUGGGACAUGAGAGGAAAACAGUUCCACACAGGAGUUGAAAUAAAAAUGUGGGCUAUAGCUUGUUUUGCCACACAGAGGCAGUGCAGAGAAGAAAUAUUGAAGGGUUUCACAGACCAGCUGCGGAAGAUUUCCAAGGAUGCAGGGAUGCCCAUCCAGGGCCAGCCUUGCUUCUGCAAAUAUGCGCAGGGGGCAGACAGCGUGGAGCCCAUGUUCCGGCACCUCAAGAACACCUACUCUGGGCUGCAGCUCAUCAUCGUCAUCCUGCCAGGGAAGACGCCAGUGUAUGCGGAGGUGAAACGUGUAGGAGAUACACUUUUGGGUAUGGCUACACAGUGUGUUCAAGUCAAGAAUGUAAUAAAAACAUCCCCUCAAACUCUAUCAAACCUGUGCCUAAAGAUAAAUGUUAAACUCGGAGGGAUCAAUAAUAUUCUUGUACCUCAUCAGAGACCUUCUGUGUUCCAGCAACCAGUGAUAUUUUUGGGAGCAGAUGUCACUCAUCCACCAGCUGGCGAUGGGAAGAAGCCUUCUAUUGCUGCUGUUGUAGGGAGUAUGGAUGCCCACCCAAGCAGAUACUGUGCUACAGUAAGAGUUCAAAGACCCCGACAGGAGAUCAUCCAGGACUUGGCCUCCAUGGUCCGAGAACUUCUCAUUCAAUUUUAUAAGUCAACUCGGUUCAAACCUACUCGUAUCAUCUUUUAUCGGGAUGGUGUUUCAGAGGGACAGUUUAGGCAGGUAUUGUAUUAUGAACUACUAGCAAUUCGAGAAGCCUGCAUCAGUUUGGAAAAAGACUAUCAACCUGGAAUAACCUACAUUGUAGUUCAGAAGAGACAUCACACUCGGCUAUUUUGUGCUGAUAGGACAGAAAGGGUUGGACGAAGUGGCAAUAUCCCAGCUGGAACAACAGUUGAUACAGAUAUUACACACCCAUAUGAGUUUGAUUUUUACCUCUGUAGCCACGCUGGAAUACAGGGUACCAGCCGUCCUUCACACUAUCAUGUGUUAUGGGAUGAUAACUGCUUUACUGCAGACGAACUUCAGCUGCUAACUUACCAGCUCUGCCACACUUACGUGCGCUGUACACGUUCUGUUUCUAUACCUGCACCAGCGUAUUAUGCUCACCUGGUGGCAUUCAGGGCCAGAUAUCAUCUCGUAGACAAGGAACAUGACAGUGCUGAAGGAAGUCACGUUUCGGGACAGAGCAAUGGGCGAGAUCCACAAGCUCUUGCCAAGGCUGUACAGAUUCACCAAGAUACCUUACGCACAAUGUACUUUGCUUAAAAAAUCCAAGAAUAUUCUCUGAGAAGAAGAACUGAAAGAUGAAUUGACAUACAACGUAUGUUUCCAUGGAGUCUGUAGAGCGGGGAUGCCUCCAGCCAUACAGAAACCAACACUGUGGGGACCAGGGUCUGAUUUUUAUGUUGAUACAAGGAAGAUUGUUUACUUCAUCAAGGAACACAGCACCAUUAUGCAAUAUGAAACCAGCCAACUGCUUUUUUGUGCGGUCUCCUGUAGGAAGUAUCGCCAUUGUUUUGAUUUCACUUUCUUGUAGUCUAACCCUUUUAAUGCCUUUACCUCAAGUUGCUUGGCAGCACAACUAUCUUUGCAAAAAAAGUAAAGAAAAGGUAAAUGAUGAUUUUUAAAAAACACACCAACAUGAAUAAUCAGUGAUUGUUCAUAAUUAUGUGUGCAAAAAAUUUAAUGUGCAUUCAUGUAUUCUUGUAAAAAGUA